UAUAAUUUAGUCUAAGAAUCAUGGAUUCAACGCAAACAUCUAACGAUACAAGUGAACAAAACGAUGCUAAAAUCGAAAAUGGUGAUGUUGACAUGGCCCGAAUAGAAGCCUUGCUAACUCCGGAACAAGUGUUCAGUGAUGUAGUGGCGAGAAAGCGAAGAAAAUUCACCAAGAAACACAAUCCGAGUUUCUCCAAGCGGGAGUCCACUCCAGUGAGAAAUUUAGACGAUAAAACGACAACCUCCGAUGAGGAAGUUCCCGAGCAGAAGCCGAAGACACCCGAAAGGAGGCGUAUCAGGAGAAGCAGGUCUUCCACCAAGCAGCACUACAGCGGAGCGGAAUCAGAACCAGGACAGAUCAUUCCAGACGAUGGCAGCAGAGAAGUCAGCAGAAGCAACAGCUUCAGGAGCGAGAGAAAAAAGAGCUUGUCUGAUAUGGCCCAGGAAGAAGUCAAGCAGUUCCUCAACAAAACAAAAAAGUCCCUUACAGCAGCUGCCAUAAGGGGUAGGGAGAGGUUCAAGAAAUACGAGAAGCAGCAAGUGAAGCGCAGCCAAUCUGCUCCACAUGAAUUCACCGAAGCAGAGCUUAUAGAGAGUUUCAAAAAAGCUCAACUCCUGAGCGCUGAAAAUCAGAAAGCCAGGAAAUUCUCAGACUCCAGUUUGCAGUCUCUUGUCACAACAGAAUCCUUCCAACCCAAACCGUUGAGGCCCGAAGCUCAAUUGGUAAUAAGACAAAGGAAAAAACAGCGGCAAUACUCUGAGAAGGUUGUAGAAAUAUUGGAUCCCAAAGCUUCGAUCAUGCUUCUGAACAAACCUGUGGUCAAACCGCAAGAUACUCGUAUAUCUGCACUAGAUAUGAUGAGAGUCCUGAGAUUUUUGUCCCUCUUUGAAGUCUACAGGAUCUACAAGCUAUACAUCAUCGAAAAAAAAGAUGAAUACCAAAAAAUCAAAGCACUUUGGAAUAAAUGCAUGUUUGAGUUGUUUCUCAUCAUGAUGUUCUGUGGCAUAGGCGGUAUAGUCUUCAAGUUCACGGAGGGCAGCUUCGAAAACUUUUAUAAAUGCGGAGUCAAGCGGGUCAAGAGGGAUUUCAUAGACUUGUUGUGGAUGAAGAGUCAUAAUUUGAGGGAGGAUGACUGGAAGUUAUUGGCGAGAAGUAAACUGAGGACCUUUGAGGAGGAGCUUCAUGCUGCUCAUGAGGCAGGGAUGACAAGCUACAGCGGGCAGAGGUCAUGGAGUUUUUUGAAUGGGGUGGUUUAUGCUUUAACCAUAGUCACUACCAUUGGUUAUGGUCAUAUAUACCCAACAACCACCACAGGAAGAGCCUUGACGAUAGUUUAUUCGAUCAUAGGAAUCCCUCUUUUCCUGAUAGCUCUCACAGAUUUUGGUAAAUUGUUCACCAGAGGGAUAAAAUUCUUGUGGUCUUUCGUCAGAAGAGUUUAUUACACCGGUAGCUGUAGAAGAGUUAGAAAAAGUGGACAUGUGCAGGAAAUUUUCAAAGGAGCCCAGUUGAUGUACGACAUAGCCACCUUCCGGAGAGCUUCCAACCAAGAACCCGCAACAGACCCAGAGAACCCUGAAGCCGCCAAAUCCCAAAACUCCGUCCCCACCACAGCUAUAUCUGAAGACGCAACUCCCACAACCCCAGCCAUAUCAAACUACGAAAUCGACGACGAGUUCAACCUACCAAUCUCCGUAGCUCUCUUCAUCCUCAUUACUUACAUCUUCUGCGGAGCCCUGAUCUACUCAGUGUGGGAACAGUGGGACUUUUUCGCGUCCUUCUACUUCGUUUUCAUCUCCAUGUCCACCAUAGGCUUUGGAGACUUUGUUCCCAAGCAUCCCAUCUGCAUGAUAGUAUCCAUAGUGUAUCUGGUCUUUGGACUGGCGUUGAUGUCCAUGUGCAUCAACGUAGUGCAGCUGAAGCUCAGCGACACUUUCCAGCAGGCUUCGGCCAAGUUGGGGGCUUCUAUAGGAUUCGAAGUGGAUGAUUCUGGAAGUAUAAUCACCGUAGACAAUGUGACAGGAGCUGCAAAGGCCGAACUGCUCGUUCCAGAUUCGAAUAUUAUUUCUCCUCCCACUCCGGUCCAUAAACCUUCUAGGAAUGUUCCAAAUAGCACUGCUUUUCCUAGUACCGCUGCUACGCCUAGUAACUUCAACACACCUGAUAGCGAUUUCGCUGCAUCUACACCGGGGAAUCCCGCUACAGAAGACAAUAGCAGUAAAAAUAGUGAUUGAAGAAGCCAUAGAAAACAAGCGAAUAAUUGUGAUAUUGUUUUGGAGAUUGGACUCCCUUUACCAAACGUUCAGUGCAAUAGUUUUUGACAGCUAUACCUUUUGAAUGUAAUGAUUUUUUUCAAAUGAUCCAUCUGCAUAUAUGAACUUCCUGAGAAACUUGUUCAGAAAUAUAGGAUCUUCGAAAAAACGGAUUGAAAUCCCCAAGUUCAGUAUUUGUUUGAUUUGAUUGCAUUUUCUAGUCAUACUUCAUGAUUUUUUAAUUAUUCAUUAUCGAAAUGAAUGUCUUACAUUUUAUUUACUCUGGACAUAUUUGGGUGUGAUAUAUGUGCCUUUUAGUUAGUCUUUAGAUGACAUAAAUGUUAAGUUUUAUUCACAUAUUGGCAUUGAAUUGUUCAAUAAACUAUUUUAUUCAUA
Molecule: messenger RNA, 2645 nt
Organism: Leptinotarsa decemlineata (Colorado potato beetle)
Lineage: Eukaryota; Metazoa; Arthropoda; Insecta; Coleoptera; Chrysomelidae
Product: potassium channel subfamily K member 18
Biological process (GO): potassium ion transmembrane transport; stabilization of membrane potential
Cellular component (GO): plasma membrane
Molecular function (GO): potassium ion leak channel activity; outward rectifier potassium channel activity
Source: RefSeq, a predicted model, not a curated record